Pecten maximus is the source of this 6785-nucleotide messenger RNA. Its product is annotated as calcium/calmodulin-dependent protein kinase type 1-like. The record is from RefSeq and is a predicted model, not a curated record. The transcript has 10 exons. NCBI's taxonomy places the organism in Eukaryota, Metazoa, Mollusca, Bivalvia, Pectinida, Pectinidae. Gene Ontology annotation, biological process: protein phosphorylation. The coding region runs from base 95 to 1093 and encodes 332 amino acids. Gene Ontology annotation, molecular function: ATP binding; calmodulin binding; calcium/calmodulin-dependent protein kinase activity.
UGGGUGGCAGUAGGGCGAGAAAUGGUUAAGUUCCUUUGAUGACAUCUGAGAAAUAUAUGGUUUGACAGUGUAACGAGAAACUUCAUAGCAAAAUAUGCCUCUUUUUGGUAAAAAAGGUGGGAAAGAGAAAGAUGUUAAGAAGCGUUACAUAUUCAAGGAGGUGCUGGGAACGGGUGCUUUCUCUGAAGUUUCUCUGGCUCAGGACACAUUGGAAUCAAAACUUGUAGCAAUUAAAUGUAUCAACAGACGAUGUCUGGCAGGCAAAGAGGAAUCCCUGGAAAACGAAAUUGAAGUUCUACGCAGAUUGAGACAUCCCAACAUUGUACAGUUGCUGGAAGUGUUCGAAGAGAAAAAUAAUGUCUACCUGGUUAUGGAACUUGUGACCGGAGGCGAGCUGUUUGACAGGAUUGUGGAGAAGGGCAGUUAUACAGAGAAAGAUGCUAGUUCCCUUAUUAAACAAGUCCUCGAGGCUGUUGACUUCAUGCAUGAAUUAGGCGUGGUCCAUCGGGAUCUUAAGCCUGAAAAUCUACUGUAUUAUAGCCCUAAAGAAGACUCAAAAAUAAUGAUCAGUGACUUUGGGCUUUCAAAAACAGAAGAUUCAGGUAUCAUGGCAACAGCCUGUGGAACACCCGGUUACGUAGCUCCCGAGGUUUUAGCACAGAUGCCAUAUGGCAAGGAGGUGGAUUGUUGGUCUAUAGGCGUAAUAGCCUAUAUAUUGCUUUGUGGAUACCCACCGUUUUAUGAUGAGAAUGACACAGCACUAUUCCAGCAAAUACUUAAGGCCGAGUAUGAAUUUGACUCUCCGUACUGGGACGAUAUAUCACAAUCAGCUAAAGAUUUCAUUAGCCACCUCAUGUGUAAAGAUCGCAAAAAAAGAUUCACAUGCAAACAGGCAUUGAAAUUCCCUUGGAUAUCAGGUGACACGGCCUUAGAAAAGAACAUCCAUGCAUCUGUUAGUGCCCAAAUCAAAAAGAAUUUUGCAAAAUCAAAGUGGAAGCAAGCCUACAAUGCUACAGCCGUCAUCCGACAGAUGAAGAAACUGGCGAUGAGUAAAGAUGAACAUUCCCAAUCGUGUACACAAGAGAAGAAGUAGAGAACCUAGCUACCUACACCUUCAUCGUAACCCUCAUCGCACUUUUCGUGUCUCAUCGAUCUCAUCGAUAGAAUUUAUACCAUUUAUGACCAAAUUGCAUCAUAUUUGCCUUUUUCCUAGAACACGUAAGAUGAGAUUCAAAAUUGACUUGCCCUGUAGUGUAAUGUGUAUGUGCCAAUGACAAAGAAGCCAUUAGUGUGCGAGAUUCCUACAAUUUAUACAGGUUGUCAUUGUAUAAAGGUUUUUAAGGUGUAAUACCACAUUUCAGGCCCCAAUUUCAUCAACGUUCCUUAUCUUAAGGAAAUCUCUUAACUUUAAAUGUUCCAUAGGAAUGCAUUACAAAAUCUUAGAAAAGUUCCUCAAGAUUUUCCUGUCAACCCAUUAGUGCUUUCCUAUGGAAAAGUUUGACUUAAGGAACUUUUAUGAAACCAGCACCUGGUUGUUCAAAGGCAGAUAUUGUUUGUCUACACUUACAAUUUUUGUUGUAAACACGUUUCAUGUCACAAAAUAUGUUGUAGACCUUUUCUUACAAAAGACAGAUGGGACCAGUUAUUCUGGUGUGCAUGUAUUAUAUACAUAACCAUUGGUAAAACUAUUUAACUUUGUGCAAAAUUUCUGUGAUCAAAUGUAAUUUUCCGAACAAACAGCAUCGUUUUAACAAUGGUUAUUGAGUUUUCAUUGUUUGUAACAAGUUUUGACCCGACUGUACCCAACCGUCUUUUGAAGGAAAAAUAAUGAAUCCGUACAAAUAUGAAGAUUGAUAAAGAAAGGCUUGAAAGUAAGAUACUUGAUAAAACUGAUAUUAUUAGCAUUUUCAUUGGUGUGAGUCUAACAGACUGGUUAAUGAUUUUAUAUCACAAACCACAAAUGAAUGAAUUUACAUUUCUCUUUUGUAGUUCUUUAGGUACACCAUGAGAAGAAAUCAUAUUCAUAGGAGUAUGAAUGCAAUUUGUUUGCGUCAUUUUAUCUUUUCUCCUCUCAACUUUCAUAACAUGAAACACAGGUCAUCCAGUUGUCAAAUCAUGAUUUCUCAGAAAUGUCAUGUGACAAACAUAUAUGUCUAAUAGACAUAUUCUCCAAACCAAAGUCAAAUCUCAUUCUGGGGAGUCAAAGUCAUACGCUCAAGGGUCUACUGGAUGCCCUGGAGAUUACUGUGUGAUAAACAGAUUUAGGUAAACAUAGCCUGUACAUAUAUAAGGCAUUGUACUGUCUAUUCGCCUGGUACUAAGUACAUAAGGCCAAAAAAAUAUAUAUAUAUGUGUUAAGGGUUUCCCGACCGACCCUACUUUUUGACCACCGACUCAAAGUUAUUUUAUGCGUUUUUUUCUCGAAUUUUCCGAUUUCUUUCCGGAAUUUUCGGAUUUGGUUAAAAUUUCAGAAAACCUAAAACAAGUUAGUGUUUGAUUGACCAAUAUAGUUCCGAUGAAGCACAGGCAUAUUCAAAAAGGUUUAAUCCCAUGAAAACUUUGUGAUGCCAGUGAUGGUUUCAAAUUGUCAAUCUCGACCCAGAUCUCGGGAACGGAGACAUACGACAUAGAUGAAAUUAAAAAAAAAUAAAAUAAAAAAUAAAAUAAAAUAACUUUCCUACCUACCGACCCUACCAAAUUUUCAACUUGUAACCCUGAACACAUAUAUAUAUAUUUUUGGCCUUAGUAAUACGGUAUAUACUUAUUGUAGAUUAUUGGUACCAGUCAUAAGUACACAGCAACAUAUAUUUGUACUUACCUGAUAUUUUAGAUUAUCGAUACACUGUACAACAGAAUUUCUAAUUUGAUAUAUUUGUGUUAAAAAUUCUGCUGGUAGGAGCGCAAAUCAGUCGCACGCAUACUUGAUAUUUAGACCUAUGAGCUUCAUACAUUAUAGAUUAAGGCAUUUUUCAUUACUGGCAAAGCUCUACUUCAUUAAACAGACAUUAGGAGCUGGUCAAAUCUUUUUUACCUGCUCCAGGAUUUUUAUGGAGCCUGGAAUGAAAAAAUGGCAAAACUUGACCAUUUUAGCUACCUUGUCUCCUUGUUGUAGAAUUUUCAGGUAAGUGACUUCUCUAAAUUGUUUCAGAGUCAAGUGUCUGCGAAGAAUUUUUUUUUUUUUUUUGAGGCACGUAUUUAUUGGUUUACCAAUCACACUAGUACUCAUCAAGAAUCUCACAAAUAUGUAAUAAUUUGUAAUAAUCAGCAUCACCUCACCUGUUAGAUUUCACAUGUAGAAGAUGUCUGGUGUGUCGUCACACAGACCAAUUAAUCUUGUGACAAAACCAGAUUUCGAAAUAAUUGAAAUGCACAUCAUGAUUAUUCUUACUAAACUGUAGUUAACUUUAAUUUGUUUGUGUAAGGCUCUGUAUUGGAGCUAAAUCCUCACUCGAAAUCUGAUUCUUAAAUUGUGUUGACUCUUUCUCAUGUUUAUUUCAUCUCGUCUGGAGGGACCAUGACCAAGGGGAGGUAACUCUCGACAAAAAUACAUUUACGCACUGUCACAAAAUUAACCUGGUACAUGGAGUGUCUUUAUAAACAAUUUAGUGUGAGAGAGGUCAAAAGGUCAGGGUUUCCUGAUGGAUCCCAUGAUCAGCAUGUAUGUAUUCACUCUAAAGCUUUUUCUAUGUGUUUUAUCAAAGACUUAUGUCAGAGUCUAUGGUUGUAUAGACAAUAUUGGGAAUGAUGGACUUUUUGAGCGCCUCUACUUUUUAUGCAUCCCUGUGAAAGGUUACAUGCGUCCAUAUGAGUGGUACGGUGUAUUUGAUGAGCCUGCAAUAAAUAGUAAGGUAAACAAAUCUUACUGCAGUCUGUUUGUUGAUUAACUGUUGUUUACCUUAUAAUUUUCCAGAAUAUCGUUGUUAUUUUUGUUUUGGCAAUAUGUUUUAUUUUAGUGCAAACAUAUGGUGUUGUCAUGUGUAAACUUGUAUAAGUCAUAUAAAAUUUGGUUCAGUAUAAUUCAAAAAGUAUAUGUUAUACUACCCUAAAUGAAUUAGAAUUAAUUAACCUUAAUUAAGUACUGGUAUUGAUAUGACAUUUAAAGAUAUUGAGUUACACAUUUUAUGAUAGAUAGAUUUUUUUGUUUCAUUCGGUGCAGAGAAUAUUUUCUGAACAAAUUUUAAGUUUUCAGAAAAAAAUAAAAUCUGUUAUUUCGUUUAGGGAAAUCAUUCAUAACUUUCUGAUUUUGAAAAGAAAAGAAAACCAAAACGUAGAAACAAACAUACAAAUAAAAAGGAAUUUAUUGUAAUUCGUUUCAAAAUUUAAAAACAAUAAUGCUAUUUCCAUCAGAGUAUAUUCUAAAGACCUGAACCAAAAUUGCAAACUUUCAAAAGAUCCAGACUAUUAUAGGUUUAAACAUUCAAAUGAUCUAGAUUACCAUGGUGCUGGUAAAACAAACAUUUUAAAGACUCAGAUGAGGUAUUGGUGAAGUUUGAGAUCAAUGGAAUUCAAAAUAUCCAGAUAUUGAGCUGUAAAGCGAUGAAUGCAGUUUGAGGAUGUUUAACUUAGUCAUUGUUUAACUCUGUAAUAAUUACAUUGUUAUUAUAAAUUUGAUAUUUUGUUGAAUGUUUUUGAGGCUAGAUUUAUUCCAUAAUAUGUUUACAAUCACUUAGACUUUGAAAAAAUGUAUAUAUAUAUACAUGUUUUGUUGAAUUGUUUUAUUAUUUAUAUAUAUAGUUACUCGAUUAACAAGUGUACAUUAGUCAUUCAUUGCAGAAACAUCCUAUGGCAUGAUGAUAUAUUUCUGUUAUAAUGUUAUAUAUACAUUUUAAUUGCAGGGGACUAUAUUAGGCAGGGUCCAUUUGAAUUCUGUCUGAAAAGUUUUAAAGGUCUACCUUUAAACUUUAAAAAAAUAAUUUUCUUUAGUGUUAUGAAAAGAAUUUAUCUCUUGUGGAGAUAUUUAAUAAUAUUUAAAACAUUGUUAAUGAUAUUUGACAGGACAUUAUCAAAUGUGUUCAAAGAUGCAUUAUGUUAAAAACUUUAAUAUUACAUUUAGUUAUAUAUAUGUUACCUUUGUGUCGGAAAAGUGAAAAGGCUUUGUACAGGUUUUUUUAUUUGACAUUUAAAUAAAUAAAAAUAAACAUUUUAUUAAAUCAGAAAAAAAAAAUUAUGAGUUAGACUCAGGAACCUGGUAUGAUAAUGUAUGUAACAUUGUCAUUUAAGAGCUUUCCAAACUUACAGCAACUAGAAUGGUGAUGAUCAGCAUGAUCAGAGCCAAGCACUACAGUGCAACGCAAAUGUACAACUCAAGCUUUGAGCUUGAUUUCAUUUUGUUCUAAGAUAGAGACUUAGUCCAUGUUGACUCAUUGAGAUUCAGAAUACUUAAUGUAGAUAUUAGACUGGCCCUCCUAUCUCUAGUAUAUUACAAUUAUAAAUAAAAUUGAGCUUUUGGUCUCUAGAAUAUAUAUCUGAUUCUAAAAUCUAAAUUUCAAACUAGGGGGAGAUAAUCCAGUAUUGGAAUUUUGCUGAGCAAUACUUGACAAAUAACUCAGGGGCUGGUGGCCAGUCUUAUCAUUAAUGUGUUAAAAAAAAAAAAAAAAUACUGCCAUACUGGGCCAAAUGAGGAUGGCUGCAAAGCUGACAGGGGGACAACAAAAACAAGAGACAUUAAUAAAUGGUGGAAAUUCAAUUUUCAAAGACUGCUCUCUCUUCUAUAUCAAUAUUAUGUAAAAAUCGCAAAUAUUUAGAAAAUAUUCUUCAUGGCUGAAAUAAAAUCAUUGAUAGCUUAGUUCAUUCUUUUUCAAAUCUUGCAAUUUGUUGCUGAUAUUAUGAUUGUAAUAUUUUGAGAAGUAGAGCUGUUCAAACAUCGUCAUGGUAGGUGCUGACAACAUGAGACAUAAUUAUCGUUAUUUCCCGUGGUCUUGUUUGGACCAAUCAUAUUGUAGCAUUUAAACGCCACCAUGACUCGGAUUUGACUGGAAGUCAUUGUUAUUUGGUGCCAUUCAUGUUGAUGACAAUUUGUAUUCCAAUCAUGAUAAGUCAGUUUUGACGAGAGUUGGGGGAACAUGUCAUUAUUUGUGAUACUUGGACAGGUAUUCAUUGUUGUAUGAGAUAAUAAAGUACGAUUCAUUUAAAUUGGUAAACAAAUUAUGAUUCAUUGAAAUUGGUAAACAAAUUCUUAUUUAUGGCACUUUAAGGAGUUACGAUUUUUUAUGAUGUCGAACAAUGCUGAUAAAGGAUCAUUUAUAUACAUUAAAAAAAUCAUGAUUUGAACUGUUGAUUCAUAGCACUAACAUUUUUCAAUGCUUUUUGUCGUAGAUAUUAUGUAAAUUAUAUUGUAUUUAUAUAUUUGUGUAAAUAAUGCAUUCAAAAUGUACCAAUGCCAUUAAGAACAACUACGCAAAUCAUACCAGUCGUUAUUAAAAAGUCUUCUAUUAUAGCGUCUAUGUGACAUUUUGGAUAAACAUUGUAGAAUUUAUCUGUAGAUUUCAGAAUGACAGUUAGUACAUUGUACAUGUAAUAGUCAAGCUAUUUAAUAUUAGGGUAUGCAGAUUUUUAAAAGUUCAAAUAUAUAUAUAUCAUAUAUAUUUUUUCACACCUUAGAUAGACAUAUAUCUGCACAAUGUUUAUAAAAUUUUGAAUUUCUGCUAUGAUGCAACAAGACAGUGGGGUGCGUCCUGGAUACUUGAGGGGUAAAAUUCACUUUAAAUAAGCUCUCUACAGCCUUGAUACUCGAGGGGUAAAAUUCACUUUAAAUAAGCUCUCUACAUUCUCGAUACUCGAGGGGG